Molecule: messenger RNA, 2934 nt
Organism: Mandrillus leucophaeus (drill)
Lineage: Eukaryota; Metazoa; Chordata; Mammalia; Primates; Cercopithecidae
Product: flocculation protein FLO11-like
Exons: 14
Source: RefSeq, a predicted model, not a curated record
AUGAGAAACACCAACACCGGCUCCUCCGCGGGUCUCCAGCUCCACAACCCUCAACUAGAAACACGAACUCCGGCUCCUCCACGGGUCUCCAGCUCCACAAACCACAAACUAGAAAACAACGCUGCACCCUGUAUCUCCAGCUCCACAACACUCAACAAGAAACACCAACAAUGGCUCCUCCGUGGGUCUCCAGCUCCACAACCCUCAACUAGAAACACCAACACCAGCCGCUCCGCAAGUCUUCAGCUGCACGACCCUGAACUAGAAACACCAACAGCGGCUCCUCCGCAGAAACACCAACAGCGGCUCCUCCGCAGAUCUCCAGCACCACAACCCUCAACAAGAAACACCAACACCGGCUCCUCUGCAGGUCUCCUCUACGACCCUCAGCUACAAACACCAACACUGGUUCCUCCGCGAGUCUCCAGCUCAACCUGCAAACUAGAAAACAACGCUCCACCCUGUAUCUCCAGCUCCACAACACUCAAUGAGAAACACCAACAACGGCUCCUCCGCGGGUCCCAGUUCCACAACCCACAACUAGAAACACCAACACUGACUCCUUGGAAGAAACACCAACAGCGGCUGCUCCGUGGGUCUCCAGCUCCACGACCCUCAACUACAAAAACCAACAGCGGCUCCUCCACGGGUCUCCAGGUCAACGACCCUCAACUAGAAACACCAACUCCAGCUCCUCUGCAGGUCUCCAGCUCCACGACCUGCAACAAGAAACAUGAACACAGACUCCUCCACGGGUCUCCAGUUCUACAACCCUCAAGUAGAAACACCAACUCCAGCUCCUACACAGGUCUCCAGCUCCACGACCCACAAACUAGAAAACAACGCUCCACCCUGUAUCUCCAGCUCCACAACCCUCAACGAGAAACACCAGCACCGGCUCCUCUGCGGAUCUACAACUGCACGACCCACAAACUAGAAAACAACGCUCCACUCUGUAUCUCCAGCUUCACAACCCUCAAUGAGAAACACCAACAACGCCGCCUCCGCAGAAACACCAACAAUGGCUCCUCCGUGUGUCUCCACUCCACGACCCUCAACCAGAAACACCAACGACAGCUCCUCCACGGGUCUGCAGCUCCACAACCCUCAACGAGAAACACCAACAACGGCUCCUCCGCGGGUCUCCAGCUCCACGAUCCUCAACUAGAAACACCAACAAUGGCACCUCCACGUGUCUCCAACUCCACGACCCUCAACCAGAAACACCAUCAACAGCUCCUCCACAGAAACACCAACUCCAGCUCCUCCAUGGGUCUCCAGCUCCACGACCCUCAACUAGAAACACCAACUCCUGCUCCACGGGUCUCCAGCUCCAUGACCCACAAACUAGAAAACAACGCUCCACCCUGUAUCUCCUGCUCCAUGACCGUCAAACAAAAACACCAACAGCGGCUACUCCACCGUUGCCACCUCGAUGACCCUCAACUAGAAACACCAAUUCCGGCUCCUCCAUGGGUCUCCAGCACCAUGACCCUCAGCAAGAAACACCAACACCGGAUUCUCCGCGGGACUCCAGCUCCACGAUCCUCAACUAGAAACACCAACAAUGGCUCCUCCGGCAUGUCUCCAACUCCACGACCCUCAACCAGAAACACCAAGGACACCUCCUCCACGGGUCUCCAGUUCUCCAGCUGCAAGACCCUCAAACUGGAACAUGAGCUCCCCGCCGUGUCUCCAGCUGCAUGGCCCUGAAACUGGAACAUCAGCUUCUGGGCCCUCAAACUGGAACAUCAGCUCCCACCAGCUCUCCAGCUGCAUCGCCCUCAAACUGGAACAUCGGCACCACCCUGAAUCUCCAGUUGCACGGCCCUCAAACUGCAACAUCAACUCCCCCACGGUUCUCCAGCAGCAUGGCUGUGAAACUGGAACAUCAGCUCCCCACCGGCUCUCCAGCUGCACGGCCCUCAAACUGGAACAUCAGCUCCCUGUAGGGUCUCCAGCUGCACGAACCUCAAACUGGAACAUCGGCUCCCCACCCGGUCUCUGGCUGCAAGCUGCAUGGCGCUCAAACUGGAACGUCAGCUCCCCACUGGGUCUACAGCAGCACUGCCCUCAGAAUGCAGUCCCCGUUUCUGCGGCUCCUGUAACAGCCACGUUCCCACACAAGUGCUGCCUGAGCUCCCCAAGCCCUCCAACAAUCACCCCCCAAUGCCCUCGAAGGUCUAUUCAGAGAAGUCACCAAGAUGCAGUCACCGAGGAAAUUCAAGGACCUCCAACUUACCAAAAGGCUUCCGGCUAAAGAAAGUUACCCACUGCGAGCAGAGCAGGCUUCUGGGUCCCGACCCAGGUCCCACUGGCCCACUCACCGUUGGAGAGAGCUUGCUGAAGCUCGGUGUCCGAGAUCACUCCACUCCUGUCUUUAUCAACCCUACAACAUCAAGAAGACCAAAUAAGCUGGCGAUCCAAAGUUCAGGAAAAGCAAAACAAACGUCUCCUGUCAACCCUGCACCGACUCUGGAAGGCUCGGAGCCUCCUGGAACCUCCGCCUCUCCCAUCCCGCUGAGGAGGACACGAAUCAAGGAAGUGCCCCAGGAGCCCACGUCCAAGCGGGUUUCGGUCAUUCAUUCCGUGGAAAAGCGACCCGGGACAGAAGGCGCCGCCGGAAAGGUCACCUGCCCCGAGCAGACGCCAGGGCGACUCCGCUUCCGGCUCUGCCGGGGGCAGGGCCUGGCGUUACCUCCACUUCCGGGGGCGCAGGAAAUGCGUAUUCUCCGGGAUGGUCACGGGGUCCCGCGCGGCCAAUCCCCUCGCAGCUCAGUUGCCAAGCAACGCCCUGGCGCCUGCGGGGCCUGUGCGGUCCGGGGCGUCUGGAGAAAGCCAGAGCUCUGGAGCAGGCAGCCGGCUACCGGUGCUGGGAAGGCACUUGGAGAAAAUGUCCGGCUCCGCGACCCGGGACGGGAAGUGAUGGAGUAG